Hyposmocoma kahamanoa is the source of this 2002-nucleotide messenger RNA. RefSeq lists its product as uncharacterized. The record is from RefSeq and is a predicted model, not a curated record. Bases 203 to 1987 code for a protein of 594 amino acids. The transcript has 15 exons. Gene Ontology annotation, molecular function: serine-type endopeptidase activity. NCBI's taxonomy places the organism in Eukaryota, Metazoa, Arthropoda, Insecta, Lepidoptera, Cosmopterigidae. Gene Ontology annotation, biological process: proteolysis.
GCUUUUCAGAAAUAUUAGUAUUACUAAAAAUAUACUCAGAGAAAAUUGUAAUCUAAUAAAUUUAUUCUGGAGUUUAUAAUCAUGAAGUAUAUUAACUCGCUUGAAAUAUUUACUGAAAAUUGGGUGACAUUUACGAUUUAGGAAGUUCAUCGAAGUUUUACAGUGAUAUUAUAAUAAUUUUGUAGAACGAUAAACAACUGCUAUGAUAUAUUUGAAAAUCUUUACUUUUACAUUGUGUUUCGUAUUUAUUGUGGAUUGGGUUUGCUCUCGACGCAGAGUUUUGAAUGGACAUAAGGUCCAUAGCGUUAAACCUUAUAUGGUAUACCUUGUUAAACAUCAGUGGUCUCAUGCGUUUUACGAAGGUUGGCUCUGCGGUGGAGCGAUUAUACAUCCGUUACACGUUCUGACGUCAGCUACUUGUGUGAAAGACGUUUACAAUAUUUACGUUAUCUCUGGUCUUAAGCAGUAUAUAUCAAAUGCAUACACAGAUGACAACAAGUGUGUUAGAAGAACACGACGGAGAAUUGUAUCACUGUGUGAAUUUAAAAGUGCUGAGUAUAACGUGACAGAUUUUUAUACGUACAAUUCGUCAUCUGACAACGGUUUUCCACAUUCAACUUCUUGGGCAAUGGGCAAUCUCGGAUUAGCUAGAAUCAAUUCACCUUUCGCGUUCCACAGCAACGAUUACACUACAUACUGCGAUUACAAACCACAAAUUGUGUCUGUGAAUUUCUUGAACAAGUACGAAAGGCCAGGCAUACAGGGCAUUUUACUAGGUUGGGGGAAUCGAAGGUUUUAUAGACCCAGAGGUGACUUAACAAUAUACAAUGAAAAGGAUCUCCGCUACACGUCCGUAGUAGUUGUGAAUAAAUCGCGUUGUGUAGAGAAGUAUUCACAUACUAAGUUGAAUCUUACCGAAGACGAGACUUUAUUGUGCAUAGAUGGGCAAGGUAUUUUAAAUGACUAUGGGUUGCCUAACGAUUAUGACGACACUUGCUUUAAUUGCGAAGAGACGGAACCGCCGGAUUCCGAUCGGCGCCGAUGGUACGCAGGACAGAACACGCGACCACGAAUAACAACCUUGAAUUGGUUAAACUCUUAUGGUAAUGGACCAUGUCAGAAUGAUCAGGGUGGUCCUUUAGUGGUAUGGAUUGGUGGCCGGGAAACUGUCAUUGGAGUGGCGUCCGCAUUUAUGGUCACGGCGAAGAUGGAAUGCAAGGGUCCUUUCAUUUUUGCCAGUACUGCGUGCUCAAGUGAAUUGAUUUUUUGCAUAAUAUCCUCUAAGCUUCGGCGCAGUGCAGAGUAUUGUGAAAGCGUGGCUCAAAGAUCAGGCGUUAGAAUAUACCAAACUUACAUGGAUUGGAAUACCACAAGUUUGAAUGAAACAGGAAAGAAAGCCAUUAAACACGGUCCAGCGACAUAUUAUGGAUAUUACAGAACGAAUAACAAACCUCAUGUAACUACAACUACGUCAAAAAUGACACAAACGGGGACAAAGCGGACGAGAUACGUGACCCUACAUGAAGCUUCGCAGAUGAGAGCUGAAACUCUCCCUGAGACUCAACCUGGGCGUAGUCGCUCUGCGGAAGGCAUUGACAAAACAAAUGAUUACACAUUUGAUGAAUACAGUGAAAAUGUAUACACGUCUUCUAAUCCUUACGAUACUAACAGUGGCGACUAUUGGGCUACCGAUCAGCAGGGUACACAAGAUCCCAAUGACUUGAACUAUUACGGCGAAGAAGUUAAAAUCAAUGGGACAAAUCAAGAAGUAGUCGGACGUAGUGGAGAUUACAGAAAACGGCAAUCCAAUAACCAACAAGAAAGGCAAGAUAAGAAACAAACUACGACAAAUUCAAAACCUUCCAAUUUUACAAGCAGUUAUAAUGCAACGAGUGACAGAACAACAAAUAACAUUACAACGAGUGUAACGCAAUCGCAUUCUAACACAAGUUAUGUUCAAUUUGACGACAAAAUAAAACACAUAUGAAAUACAUUGAAAAUU